GGAAUCCAGGAAUUUUCUUUCUUUAGACAUUUCAUCUUUAUGCUUAAUUUAUUGAUGAGAUUCAGGUUCUUUGUAUGCUGCUCAGCUUUACAGUUGAGUUACGCGCGGGCUCCCGACUGAUGCGCGACUAGUCGGCCGGCUGCCUCGGAGUCUCGGACUUUCAUUGUGCCACAAAUUUCACGGUUGACUUGGCUGUAUUCUCGUUAGUCGCUUAGUAAAUGUGCGGUUUAUUCUAUUAAGUAACGAUUAAUUUAAUCAUUGUACGAGUAUUACUACGCUUCCAUACCCAAAGUUAAGGCGGUCCAAUUGCACUCAGCGUAGAUUCCUUAGAAUUUCACCAUGGCGGCGCCUACUGCUAUGAAACGAUGUGCAGACGUCGUUUCCGGUCGAUCCAAAGUCCCUUUUUUGGAUGUACUCGUGGAAAGAUACUUUUGUGUCACUCGGAAGAUACAGAAGUUUUUUGAUACCGGAAGCUCACCAUGCCUGAGCUACUCUCCAAUUUCUAGCGUGACGACAGUAUUGGAAAAAAUGAGUCGCGCUCAAGCCGAAGUUCGGGGAGCCGAGCAUUCCGAAAACUUCAGAAUUUUUUUCAAAAAUGAAGAUGGGAAAUAUGUCUCACCUUUUCAUGACAUCCCGCUGUAUGCGGACGUCGACAAUCAAGUGUUUAAUAUGGUCGUCGAAAUUCCUCGUUGGUCCAACGCUAAGAUGGAGGUAGCAACCAAAGAACCACUCAAUCCGAUCAAGCAAGAUGAAAAGAAUGGCAAAUUGAGAUUCGUUCACAACUGUUUUCCGCAUCAUGGCUACAUAUGGAAUUAUGGUGCUCUUCCUCAGACCUGGGAGAAUCCAAACGCUAAAGACCCGCACACCGGUGCAAAGGGUGACAAUGAUCCAAUCGAUGUGAUUGAAGUUGGUUCUCGGAUAGCCAAGCGUGGAGAAAUUCUUCCCGUCAAAGUUCUUGGAAUUUUGGCCAUGCUAGAUGAUGGGGAAACUGACUGGAAAGUCCUCGUCAUUGAUGUACGUGAUCCUAUGGCGACCCAAAUAAAUGGUGUGAAGGAUUUGGAGAGGAUUAUGCCUGGAUAUUUGUGCGCCACUGUGGAAUGGUUUCGCAUCUAUAAAAUGCCGGGUGGUUCUCCGCCGAACGAAUUUGCUUUCAAUGGCGAAGCGAAAGAUCGAUCAUUCGCUUUGCGUGUUAUUGAGGAAACGCAUCAUGAAUGGAAGAAACUUAUGGGAGGAAAAACUGACAAGGGAAAGCUUGACCUGACAUGCACUGUGACGGACGUCGGGGGAAGAAAAGUUGAGGAAGAGGAAGCUACCUCGAUUGUUGAAGCAUUUGGACCCGAAGAGGAUCCCAUUCCUAUUCCUGAAGAAGUAUCUGAGUGGCAUUAUGUCGGAUCUGUUUACGAUCGCGGCGAUGAGAAAGCUUGCUCCAUUAUGUGAUUCCACAUGAAUUUUUUAUUCCCUUUAUGCGGUUUCUGAAAUUCGAAGCUUUUGAUACAGUGGUUUUUCCAGAA
Molecule: messenger RNA, 1511 nt
Organism: Notodromas monacha
Lineage: Eukaryota; Metazoa; Arthropoda; Ostracoda; Podocopida; Cyprididae
Source: the annotation of a GenBank genome assembly